AUGGGAUCUGCUACAUCUACGACAGCUCUACAACUAGCCCAAAUACCUAUAGCUCUACUGACAUAUCUGGGACUCGAUGGAGUAUCAUGGCCAGAACAAGCCGUUCUGAAAAAUAAUACUUCAUACGACUAUAUAGUUAUCGGUGCUGGUAGUGCAGGGUCUGUAGUAGCAACGAGAUUAGCAGAAGAUCAACAGAAUAGUGUGCUAGUUUUAGAAGCCGGGGGUGACCCACCUAUCAUCGCUCUUUUGGCGGCUUUUGUCGUAGCAUUACCUCACUCAAUUGCUGACUACAAUUAUACUUCUACCAUCGACCCUUAUGCAGCUAGAAGUCAAGACAACUAUACUAUGUUGACGGCAGGGAAGACUCUUGGAGGUUCUGACACUAUCAACCAUUUUUUACAUAUUCGAGGUUCGCCAUCGGACUUCGAUGGUUGGGCUGAAAUAUCUGGGGAUGAUUCUUGGAAAUAUACCAAUAUUUUAAAAUACUUUAUAAAAAGUGAAAGGGUCGACGACAAAGAAAUACUAAAAGAACAUCCUGAUUAUCACGGCACGACCGGACCUAUGGGCCUCACCAGACAAGUAGUAGAUUAUCAUGAACUUGAAGAUUACCUAAAAGCUUUUAGUGAGGCUGGUAAUCCUAUUAUUUUAGACUUAAAUGCGAACCAAUCCAUAGGAUAUACACAACCACAAUACACGUUAGCAGACAGAAAAAGGCAAACACCGGCUUAUUCAUACUUACAAAAAGUUAAAGAUUAUCCUAAUUUACAUGUAUCUAAAAAUACACGUGUCACAAAGAUUAUAUUUGAAAAUAAUGUUGCAGUAGCCGUGGAAGCGGUGUACAAGAAUAAAAAAUAUACCUUUAAAGCUGACAAGGAAAUAAUACUAAGUGCCGGAGUUUUUAAUACUCCUCAGAUACUAAUGCUUUCCGGUAUAGGUCCUGAAAAUCACUUAAAAUCAAAGAAUAUUGAAGUGAUAUCAAAUCUGCCAGUAGGAGAAAAUCUUAUGGAUCAAGUAACUGUAACCAUUGUUUAUAAAACAAAAAAGUAUUUGACACCACUCCUAGGUUUAACUAAACUUGACGCUAACCUUACAAAAAUUCCUUUCCCUGUCAUAGUUGGAACGGCAUCUUUAAAUAAAUCAGAUGUCACAAAUGCUGAUUAUCAAACUUAUAACUUACUAUUUGCUCAUGACACACCACUUCUGACAGUAGCGUGCCGUCCUGCUUUUGGAUAUCGUGAUGAUAUCUGUAAUGGCUGGAAAAAACAAGUAAGAUUACGCGACUCGCUUUUUAAUCUCAUUGUAAAUGUUCAACCAAAAUCAAGAGGCACUGUUCGUUUAAGGAGCACUGAUCCGUUUGACGAUCCUGAAAUCACCAUGAACUAUUUCUCAGAACAAGAAGAUUUAGAAGAUAUGUUGAAGUAUGUAAAAGAUUUUAUCAGAAUUGGGGAAACGGAUACUUUAAAAAAAAUGAAAGCAGAAAUUGUUGGUUUAGAUUUGCCAGAAUGUGCAGACAAGGAAAGAGGGUCAGAUGAGUUCUGGAAAUGUUAUAUUCUUAAUAGAGCCAUAAGUGUUUUCCAUUCCUCAUGCACUUGUCCCAUGGGAACUGUUGUUGAUGGUAAACUGAAACUUAAAGGAUUUGAAAACAUCAGAAUAGUUGAUGCUAGUGUUAUGCCUAAGGUCCCUAAGAGCGCUCCAAAUGCAGCAAUUAUAAUGUUAGCCGAAAAAGCGGCAGAUAUGAUAAAAAGUAAGUUGUAA
Arctia plantaginis is the source of this 1755-nucleotide messenger RNA. The record is from the annotation of a GenBank genome assembly. NCBI's taxonomy places the organism in Eukaryota, Metazoa, Arthropoda, Insecta, Lepidoptera, Erebidae.